Molecule: messenger RNA, 1794 nt
Organism: Rhinocladiella mackenziei CBS 650.93
Lineage: Eukaryota; Fungi; Ascomycota; Eurotiomycetes; Chaetothyriales; Herpotrichiellaceae
Exons: 1
Coding region: 1-1794 (597 amino acids)
Biological process (GO): negative regulation of phosphatase activity; negative regulation of transcription by RNA polymerase II
Molecular function (GO): phosphatase inhibitor activity; transcription corepressor activity; chromatin binding
Source: RefSeq, a predicted model, not a curated record
AUGGACGACUCUGCGCUUGCUCGAGUUGAGCAACAACGGAUCGAGCUCGAAGCUAGUAUUGCAAGACUCCGCAAGUCGCUGCGACACUGGCAAACCCUCGGGAUCGAUUAUGAAGGUCUUACGGAAGAGUUUCUCGGGAUCCCCGAAGAUUCUUCGCUCGAGGAGUGCUUGCAGGCUGCAAGAGAUUUCAAAGCUGACCUGGUUGACGAAAGGGAAUUACAGACGCUUCUCAGAGACAAUAAUUCACGCCCUCGUCGACCCGCGCAAAUAGCUGAUAUUUUAUCCAAGCGCGUGGACUACGUCUCUCGGAAUGUCGAAGCAGUACGAAAGCAGCUCUCCGAAGCUGAGAAGAAGAGAAAUGCCCUCCUUCUCGCUGAACAACCUGAUCAUCGCGACGACGCGGGUCUACCACUGGCAGAGAUCACCGAGGAACUCGAUGAUUCUGGACAGGUGAUAUCGAGCACAGUGCAAACGCCGGGGUCUGAUGCACCUCAACUAAUAGAUGUAUUGAAGAAGGCUGGAAUAAAAGAUGUAGAAGAGUCAAAUGGCAAAAUCACCAAGGUGGAUACUUCCGUCCACAACGCCACCGAAGCAAUGCCUCCUCCAGAUCCAAGUCAGGAGGUAAAUCAAACCGCGGAAAACACUCAUGAUGUGUCUACCUCACAGACGAUCUCCAAAGCACUGGAACCACAAGAAACCUUUCCUGUCAAUCGAAGUGAUACGGAGGCCGAAGCGGAACUUCGACGAGAAAUGGUCCUAUACUCAAGGGGGUUGGAUGAUGUGGGGGCCAUAGUGGCCGAACUUGACUUGGAAGAGGAUGCCUCGGACGUUUCCUAUGACGAAGAUGAUGAUAAUCUGGAGAUUGAUUCCGAGUUUGACGAUGACGAUGACUUCGAGGACGAAGAAUCAGAAGACGAAACCGGGAAAAGCACACACCGCCUCACAGUCCCACGAAGCUAUCGGAAGAAAAUGGAAGAGCUUCAAGAGAAAUUGGGAUUGAAGAACACGGGGCCUCAGCUUGGAUUGGAAACCCCAACAGAGGAUCCCAAGGAGAAGCACCGACUGCCGGCAGCAGAAGCGGCACGGAAGGCUGCAAUUGCCAGGCAUGAAAACUCCUUGAAAAGUAGCUUGAAAUCGGCAAAGAAAUCGGCCCCGGAAGAGGAUGACGCAGAGACGGCUAAGUUCAGCAAGAAGAAAGUUGUCUUUUCCUCGGAAUUGGACAUUGCAUCUGAGGAAACAACAAACCGCACGACAUCCACUACUGCCGCUUCAUCCAAACCAGAUACGAAGGAGCCCAAAACUCGACCGGUCAAUGAUUCUAUCGUCGAGCGGACGAGUUCCCAAAAUGAAAAUGGGCCCACGGCGCCAGCUCCCGCCCCAGGCCUGAACAAACAGUCCCGUUUCAAAGCCGCCCGCCAAUCUCAGCCACAGACCCCCAUGUUUGCACCUCCCAUGACAUUUCCAUCAGUCUCGUCCACUAAGAAUCAAGACCGACCCACCUCUCCUCCACCUCCUUCGAAGAUAGUUUCUGCAGAUCUGGUUGAGCGUCCUACUCCCCGUGUAUCUACAGCUCCUGAUCCCGACGACUUUUCUGAUGAGGCUCAUCGACGGGAGAUUGCGAUGGAAUACCAGCGACACCGUAUGAAGCGAAUUCAUUCCCAAGAGGGUGGAUUUAUAGGUGACGGAGAAGAAGAUAAUUAUGGCGAGAUGAUCACUCCAGGCAGGAAGAAAGGUGGCGAGGAUGCCCAAGGGAAGAAGAUCAGCAGAUUCAAAGCGGCGAGAAUACAUCGCUGA